AACGACGAAACCUUUUGCCUUUUCUUCUGGAAACACUGAAAGCAUCGCGAGGGAGAGUGAAUGAACGACGACCAUGUCAGUACUAUGCGGUCGGUACUCUCCAACAGAACUUCCCAAGCUCCUGCGUUCUCCCUUUCUUGGCCAAACUCUAUCUCUACUUGGAAAAUCACAUUUUGGAGAAAGUUUCCGACAUCCUGUGCAUCUAUCUAAGAUCAAUGCAAUAUUUUGGGGGCCUAAAAAAACUGUGGAGCCACAUGAGAUGGAACUUUCACUGGGGGAGUUUCAUCUGACAGGGCCAGGCCCAGAGGGAGAGACAGGAUGUGAGAAGAAACCCCAGAAAAUAUCACUUUCAGUGGUUUCUUCAAUUUCAGAGGUUUCUUCUGAUGGUUGGGAUGCAUGUGCGCUGGAUGCUACAGGACCACAGAACCUUAAUCCGUUUAUUACUCAUGGUUUCCUUUCAAGCUUAGAGGAGUCAGGUUGUGCUGUAAAGGAAACGGGAUGGGUUCCACGACAUAUCAUUGCUCAGGAUGAAUUUGAGAACAUCAUAGGUGUUGUUCCGCUUUAUCUUAAAAGCCACUCUUAUGGGGAAUUUGUCUUUGACUAUUCUUGGGCAGAUGCUUACUACAGUUUUGGAUCUAGUUAUUAUCCGAAGUUACAAUGUUGUGUUCCUUUUACUCCAGUGACUGGUCAGAGGAUACUAAUCCGUAACAUCUGGUUCAAGGAUCAGGUCUUUGAAAAGUUAGUUUCCGCACUGAAAGACCUGACUGCUAAGUUUGGGGUCUCAUCACUUCACAUUACCUUUCCAUCUGAAAAUGAGUGGCAUGAAAUGAAAGAACAUGGAUUUCUACAGAGGAUAGGAAUGCAGUACCAUUGGAAAAAUCGUAAUUAUAGAAGUUUUGAUGAGUUCUUGAUGGACAUGAAGCAAAGCAAAAGGAAAAAUAUCCGUCAAGAGCGGAAGAAGAUUUCUACUCAAAACUUGAAAAUGAAACGUCUCCGUGGUGAUGAUAUUAAGGCGAAACACUGGGAUUCCUUCUACUAGUUCUAUAGGAACACGACUGAUAACAAGUGUGGUAGAGCUUUUCUAACUAGGGACUUCUUUCACAACAUGGGAGCAAAAUUGGGAGAUAAAGUGUUACUCAUUAUUGUGGAAGAGGAAGAUGAACUUGUUGCAGGAGCUCUUAAUCUUAUUGGAGGAGAUACUUUGUUUGGGAGCUUAUGGGGCUGUCUCCCACAAGCCUACUAUCCAAGUUUGCAUUUUGAAGCAUGUUAUUAUCAGGCUAUAGAAGCAGCUAUUGAAAUGAAUCUAGAGAAAGUUGAGGCAGGAGCUUAGGAAGAACAUAAAAUUCAGCGGGGCUAUCUUCCUGUGACAACUUACAGCUGCCACUACAUUCUGGAUAAAGGUUUUAGAAAAGCAAUUCAGGACUUUCUGGUGCAUGAGAAAGAUGAGAAUGAUUACAGGUGUAGAAACUCUAGACUUUUAGAUGGAAUGGGUCUAUGAUGGGGUUUUCAGCAUGAGUCAAAAGGUCAAGCUUGUUAUGAAACUAUUACAUGACUCCAGCCCCUAAGAGGAUGAUGUGAAGUAUUGAAGUCUUGAUGAACAAACAUUCUGUUGUAUAAAGGUGUUCAUACGCAAAAUUAUCAUGCCUUACAGAACUGGAAAUCAUUUAGAUAGCAAUUACAAUGACAGACGAUUUUAUUUUGGUUUAUUUCUUAUUUGGUUUUCAUUUGUUAUGAGUUUCAUGCAUUCAUGAUGUAAACCAAUUAGUAGACUGAAAAUUUCUGUACUCCUUACCUUGUAUUUACACAGUUUUGUAAGUUUGAUUUCUGUCCUGCCCUUUUACAUAAGUUAAGACUUCAUUGUUCCAA
Molecule: messenger RNA, 1866 nt
Organism: Macadamia integrifolia
Lineage: Eukaryota; Viridiplantae; Streptophyta; Magnoliopsida; Proteales; Proteaceae
Source: RefSeq, a predicted model, not a curated record